CCAACGGAAAAAUUCUCUCACACGAAACACUGUCAGUCGAGAAGAUCAGUUGGCAAAUGUGCCAAUUUACCAGAGUUGUUGCUAAAUCUAGUCAUUCUGAUCAUCCCUGGCAGCGAGAGAAACGAUUGAAAUAUCUUUGAAACGUCAAAUAAUCACCACUCCCUUUUUUGGUUGUGAGUUGUCUGCGGGAGUUUCUUUCUUUUUUUGUACUGUUGCCCGUGUCUGUGUGUGUGUGUGUGUGUGUCUGUGUGUACGUGUGGGCACCUUGCAUCUCUUGUUGACAAGCCCUGUUGGUCUAUACACCUCUCUGCCAGGGGUUUGAGCCUCAGUUGGGUCUUUCAUUUCUCAUUGUGUUUACGUGUCUGGUUCGCGGUUCGCGCCAGCCGAUGAUGUGCAAACUGUUCAGUGAUUAUCAACCGAAAAUCAUUACCUGACUCUCCUGCCUUUGUGUGUCCAUCAUCUUAACUGUCAUUUGAAAUUUGAUCCCAUAACUUUUAUCCUGUAAAAUGAAUACCGUACUUGACAAAGAAGACAUUCUGGUGCACGCUGCAGAGUUUAUCAAAGAUCAACUCUAUUUCGCUACUCUGAAGGUGUCCAUCAGACCAAAGUCCACGCCAGACACCCACUAUUUCUGCAUAGAUGACCAGCUCGUGUACAGAAAUUUUUAUUCAGACUUUGGUCCACUGAACUUGGCUAUGCUGUAUCGCUACUGUCACAAACUCAAUCGGAAACUCAAGGCACCGAAUCUGGCCAAGAAGUGCAUCGUUCAUUAUACGACCGAAGACCAACACAAGAGGGCCAAUGCGGCCAUGCUAAUCGGCUCCUACGCUGUGAUUUAUUUAAACAAGAGCCCAGAAGAGGCUUUUAGGUUACUGACGAGUGGAAACAGUCCAACAUUUUUACCGUUUAGAGAUGCUUCUUACGGCUGGGCCGAAUAUAGCAUUUCCAUCCUGGACUGCCUGCAUGCCAUCGAGAAGGCUAUCAAGUUCAAUUUUUUCGAUUUUUCAGACUUUGACGUUGACGAGUACGAACAUUAUGAGCGUGUGGAGAAUGGCGACUUCAACUGGAUCAUCCCCGGCAAGUUUAUUGCCUUUUGCGGGCCGCAUUCGACCAAGAAUGAGGAAGAAGGCCAGCACACCCCCGAGUCUUAUUUCAACUAUUUCCGCGAGUACGACGUGACGACCAUUGUUCGCCUGAAUAAGCGCAUCUACGACGCGGCCCGUUUCACUCGAGGGGGAUUCCAACAUCGAGAUCUUUUCUUCACCGACGGCAGCACGCCAAGCGAUCUGAUCAUGGAACGCUUCUUGAACAUAUGUGAAGCCACCAGCGGCGCUGUGGCAGUUCAUUGUAAAGCUGGACUGGGGCGGACUGGCACGCUUAUCGCCUGCUACAUGAUGAAGCACUACCGCAUGACUGCACACGAAUCUAUUGCCUGGCUGAGAAUCUGCCGGCCCGGCUGCGUCAUUGGACACCAGCAAACCUGGGUCGAAAGCAAACAAUUGCAAAUGUGGCUGCAGAAGGACGAGUACGACAAUGCGCACAACGGCCAGUCUUUGGGGAUCGUCUGCCCUUUCCCCGUUCACAGUUUGAAGCAGCGCAAGCACUUCGAGUCCAAUUCAAACGCCAACUACAGCAGUCGUCACGUCGGAAAGGCAGCUGUGUACCUAUCGGAGAUCUGCGUCACGGGCAGCAGCUUGAACUCGGUGAAAUGUCCCAAAGUGACGGACAAUGGCAAUCGAAUCAACGACAAUGCCGGUGCCAAUUCCCUGGGUGAAUCCAAUUGCCGGUCGGUGAUCUGCGUCAACAGCACGGCCGAAAAGGCCGAGCCGGACAGCGGAAGUGUUCGCAGUAUCCUCAACAUCCUGGACAGUUUUAAAUUGGAAGACAUGAAGGAUGACAAGAACUCAUCCGCCUCGGUCACCGCCGUCGUCAACAAACCCGGAAUCUCGGUGGCAGACAGCGCAUUGCUGGACGGCCCAGUCGACCCCAACGCCAACACCAAACCGGAGCCGCUCAAGGAGAAGAAAGGCAGCGUUUUCAACGAGGAGUGCCUCGUCAACGGCAUGUCGCAGGGCGAUCGCCUCCAGCAAAUCAAAUCUCUUCGGCGGCACGCCAGGGCAACUACAACCGGAGCUCUAAAGAACUGUGAUGAUAUUGUCCUCCAUAGGAGUAACAAGGCGACCACCAAAAGCUCUGAUCUAAGAUCGACUGACGAGGCCACACGCAACCGCAGCCGUACAUCUCAGCGCUUACAGACAAUCGGUCAGGGCGGAGUCCUUCUGCCAUCUCCACUCAAAUCGAACCGAGUGAGUUCGGCCCUGACUGUCAAUGCGGCAUCAGCUCUCAACUCGUCCCAGGGAAGCAACAGCAGCGGCGGAGGUGGUGGUGGCAGCAGCAGCAGAUCGCCCAAAACUAUCGACGACGGUAAAGUGAAUGGCGAAAGCUCUUCGUCAGGCUACAAACGUGUUACCAGGUCGACGACGACGACUAAAAGACACGCUUGGCUGCUGAGCUCGGGUUGUGGUGUUUAUCAUGGCCACGCAGGUUCCUCCUCUUCUCGUCUUUUACGAUUGUCGCUGGGUGCGAGUAAGCGGGCGGCGGCGACGACGUCGUCGUCGACGACGUCGUCGUCGACGACGGGGGGACUACUGGGGCGCCCUACCCAUCACCUGACAUCCCCCCAUUCCGCUUCAGUGGAAGUCCCUCCCGCUUCCUCCUCUCCCGCUUCUGCUAGCUUUUGCGACUUGAAGACCAAGAGGAAGAUCAGAGACAAAGCCAUAAAAACUAGCCGGUCAACUCCGUCCUCUGGCCCUUGCCCCGUCAUGCCACGCGAUCCCAUGACGGACGGGCCGAUCGGGAAGAAUUCACGUACAAUCUCUUCACGUCGGCCGUUGACUCGAUCCGUCCUACGCGCUUCUCUCUCGCCGUUGGGGUCCGGCCCGGGAACUCCUUCCGGCAGCGGAGCAAGUAAAAAAGUCCUGGCCCACCACGGCUCGCCGUCGAUUAAAGCAUCGGGUAUUGCUCACCCGCGUCGCCUUCUGGCCACUCACGCCCUCCUGCCAAAAUAAAGAGAAAUGAAAAGGAAAAAUACAAAGAAAAUGUGUACACACACCCCAUCCCAUCUCGUAAAGAAUCGCUAAUGACCGGUUCCGUCGUUCCCUGCUGCACUCUGUCGUCAAUUUUGACCAUUUUUACUAUCUCAUCCUUUUUACAAUCAAGACUAUUUUUCCCUUCCCUUUUUUAAAGUAAUUAAUGUGUUUCUUUUUAUUUUCUUUGAUGUCCUGAGUUCAUUCGAAUCCUUCCACGUAUUGCCGAGCUCCUCUGUCGUCGGUUGUCGUGAGUUUGUGAGCUCUCCCUAAAGAAACAAAGAGAGAAAGUUUUUGACAAACGAUCGAUUUAUCCGGGGUUCUUUUACUCCUGGCUCUGUAUCGAUCUCGUUUCCUGCCCUCCUUCAUUUCUGUUUUAUCGUCUCUCAUUUGAACACCGAACACAGAAAGCUACUCGUCCUACCAAACCUGGGUGUUUAUUGUCUCUGCUAUAAAAACACGAAACGAAACUAAAAACGAGACAGUUUCGUGUCGUCAUUGUCUUGUGUGGCUUUUUAAUUGGUUUCGGUUGCAAUAAUUAUUUUAUUUUCUUAAAAUAUUUCCCCCAUUUCUUUGUGUAGUUGUGUCAAUAUCCCCUUUUUCUAAUUUAAUGUUUGCUUUUAACACGCUUGCUUUAGUCGCUCUUUCUGUCAAUCUUUUUAAUUUUUUUUUCCUAAACAUUUUUCGGUUGUAUCCUAUUUUUGUAUCAUCGAUUCUUCUGUUUUGAUAUUUUUUUUUUAGCAUAAAGACUUCGCUGCGGACCGUAAAUCGACGAUGAACGGAUCGAUGUAUUUUUUUUCCCGAGCCAGUGCUCAUCUCACUUGUCAGACUAUGCCCUUACUGUAAUUGCUUUGGGCGUUUUUAACUUUUGUACUUUUGUUUAAUUUUUUUUUCUUUUAAUAUGGUGACCUGGUAGUGAUGAUUUUGACAUUCUUUAUGUUUCACACUCCCAUUCUAAAAUUUUCUUCGUUAGAAGCAUAGCAACAGAUGCCAUUCUUAAAUUGAAAUGCCGCCUUUUUUUCUCUUCCGGGCUUUUUACUUGUGCCAUUGUACGAUUUCAUUUUUCUAUUUUUUUUCAAACAAAACAACAAUACUGCUGCCAUUUUACGCACGCUUUCCCUGUUUAAUCCCCAAACACAUUACCAACGCAGCGAGUCUAUGCUUCGCCGACAUUUUUUUAACACAUAGAUUUUGGUACUUAAGUGGUGAAACGGAUUCUCUACUUUAUUUCCCAACUCCUGCGACAAUGUGACGCAAUACGAGAAGAAUAGUCUGGCCGGACGAAAAUUGCAAGAUCGUGCGAGGGAAGUUU
Messenger RNA from Daphnia pulicaria, 4398 nucleotides. RefSeq names its product mucin-19-like (gene cdc14). The transcript has 12 exons. Lineage: Eukaryota; Metazoa; Arthropoda; Branchiopoda; Diplostraca; Daphniidae. Gene Ontology annotation, biological process: protein dephosphorylation; microtubule cytoskeleton organization; cilium assembly. The record is from RefSeq and is a predicted model, not a curated record. Gene Ontology annotation, cellular component: spindle pole; kinociliary basal body; mitotic spindle. Bases 507 to 3068 code for a protein of 853 amino acids. Gene Ontology annotation, molecular function: protein serine/threonine phosphatase activity; protein tyrosine/serine/threonine phosphatase activity.